Messenger RNA from Pangasianodon hypophthalmus (striped catfish), 6736 nucleotides. RefSeq names its product Rho GTPase activating protein 18 (gene arhgap18). Lineage: Eukaryota; Metazoa; Chordata; Actinopteri; Siluriformes; Pangasiidae. Gene Ontology annotation, molecular function: GTPase activator activity. The record is from RefSeq and is a predicted model, not a curated record. Gene Ontology annotation, cellular component: cytoplasm. Bases 166 to 2106 code for a protein of 646 amino acids. Gene Ontology annotation, biological process: regulation of actin filament polymerization; signal transduction; regulation of small GTPase mediated signal transduction. The transcript has 15 exons.
ACGGAGGGAGAGGAGACUUUGUUCCUCCUGCUCUGAGGAGGCGGAGUUUCUUUCCUCGGUUGCUCCCGUUGUUAGGGAAGAGUGUAGUCGUUAGGGAAGAGUGUCUUCUCGGUGUUUGUGGCUUUUUGUUGUUUAAUUGUAAGCGUUAAUAAUGCGGGGCGCAGCAUGAAUCGGAGCCAGGACGCGCGGGGAGUCGUUCUGACCGGCUACAUCAGCAACAGCGAGGCUUUCUCUCCUCCCUGUGCGCCUGCUGCGAGCUCCGGGGACGAGCCUGAAGCCCCGGGUCCGAGUCGAAAGCCGCCUCACUAUAAUGUGCAGCGGACGCGAGCGGCGACUGCGGACGCCAAACCGCCGUACCAGCGCUGCAGCUCUCAGGACUCGCUGGACGAGUUGGCCAUGGACGACUACUGGAAGGAGAUGGAGAUCAUCCAGCACAGCGGAGACGCCGAGCCUCAGGACGAGGUGCAGCUCAAAGUAGCCGACGAGGGCGAGCAGGAAGAGGCGUGGCUGACGGAGGCGGGUCUUGCGACGCUGUUCGACGAGUCAGCGCCGGACGAUGACGACGACGGCAAGGUCCUACUGUCCACCCUCACGCGCACGCAAGCCGCUGCCGUGCACAAGCGCCUGGAGACGCUGCGCAAGCGCAACAAACCCCACACCGUCCCCGACGUCAGGGACAUCUUCAAACCCACGGACACUAAGGAUGAUGAGUCCAAGUCUGGAGGAGGAAGUGAAAACACAAAAAAGGAAGAAGAAACAUCAUCUGGUUUGGGCGUGGCCGUAGGAAACGGCGAGGGCGUGGCCGACACAGAGACGGACAUCAACCAAGAGGUGUCAUUCUCUGAGCAGGCUCUGACCUACAAGGAGGGGUCAAAGGUCACGCCACCUGUUGACGAGGCUGACGACAGGCUACCUGAUUUCAGGGUAGCGAGAGAUAAGACAGGAAUGACUAAAGUGGGCAAUCUCUCCCCGGCCGACAUGAAGAAAGUUCACCGGCUCGUCCUGAUCGAGGUGAGCGCUCUGUUCGACACGGCCGGCAUCGACCUCAAGAUCCACAAACCUCUCAAGAUAAAGGUCAAAGAGUCGGGAUUAUUCGGGGUUCCUCUGACAACGCUGCUAGAGCAGGACCAGAAGACGGCGCCUGGUACCCGCGUGCCAGUCAUACUGCAGCGGUUAAUUUCCCACAUAGAAGAUGAGGGGCUGGACACUGAGGGGAUUCUGCGGGUCCCUGGAGCAGCCACCAGAGUGAAGGCUGUGUGUCAGGAGCUGGAACUGAAGUUCUACGAUGGCUUGUUUCCCUGGGAGUCUCUGAAGCAGCACGACGCGGUGAGCGUGCUCAAGCUCUUCAUCAGAGAGCUUCCUCAUCCUCUCCUGACCGUGGAGUACUUCAGUGCUUUCUUCUCUGUGCUUAAAUUCCCGACAAAGAAGCAACAGCUGCAGGCUCUCAACCUGCUCGUGCUCCUUCUGCCGGCGUCCAGCAGAGACACGCUCAAGGCGCUGUUGGAGUUCCUCCAGCUAGUCAUCGACCGCAAGGAGCGCAAUAAAAUGACGCUGAAUAACGCUGCCGUGGUGAUGGCGCCCAGCCUCUUCAUGUUUAAAGGCUUCCGGAGCAAAAUCCCUAAGCAGGAGUUUGCCAUGGCAGCAGACAUGGCUAACAUCGUCAGGCUGCUGAUACGAUACCAGGACCUGCUCUGGACCAUCCCGAAGUUCGUGAUGACCCAGGUGCGGAAACAGAACAUGGAGCGAAAGAUGAACCGAGAAAGGGCGGUGAAAAAACUGCUGAAGAAAAUGGCCUAUGAUCGCGAAAGGAACAGUGAAAAAGUGGAGAAAAACACGGAGGUGGAUGGUGGCUUCAUCAGGGUCCAGGCUCCGCAAUUCUCAAAGGUCUCCAUGGCGGUGGAGCUGACUGAAGAGCUCCGAGCGUCAGACAUUCUCACACGCUUCCUCAGCCAGAAGAGCCCCAUGCUGGUGAAGAGAGAGGAUCUGUGUCUAUAUGAGAUCGGAGGGAACAUCAAGGAGCGCUGUCUGGAUGAGGAGACGUACAUGAAGGCCCUCCUGGAGCUCAACCCCACAGCCGAGUGGGUCAUCAAGUCCGUCCAGCGCUAACGCUCACUCCACGACCUGCCAAUCAAGCAACUGACCAAUCACAGGAUGAGCAUGAGAUUAAAGGGAAAGUUCCACUUCUUCCACUCUCGAUCUUUUCCAGUCAUCUUCUGCAGGCCGUAUGAGAGCGAGUCUGCUUUGCACUUUGAAGCGGUGUGGGCGUAGAACGCCGACUUGGGAAUGUGAUUUUUUUUUUAAAUGAGAAAUUUGCGCUUUAAUAUAAACGUGACGGAUCAGCGAACACUUUAAUGCAGAAACUCACACGAGUGUGUAGCAGUGAAGUGAAGAAGCGGUCGGGAGAAAUGAUCAGCGUUACAAAUGAUCAACAUUUCGUUUUUUAUGCAUGACUGAAUACUGUUUUUUUUUUUUUUGCAUAUGUAUAGAUCUAAGAAAUCAUCAGACUGACAGCUUGGCUUUAGCAGUACUGUACUACAGAGGAAAAUACAGCCACAACGGUUUAUCAUGAUAUCUUUAAAACAUCGAAUGAUAACGAUACACAUCACAUAUACACGUUUUUAUAGAAAGACAUGCUGUGGAGAACACAAAGUGGGCGUUUCUCAAUAUUGCUGAGGUUUUAAUUUUAAUUCUUUUCAACUGCAAUAGAAAAGUUGAAAUUUGUUCUAAUACACACCAGGGCUGGGACGAUAUAUUGAAGUAUCAUAAAUACAAUUUACAUUAUUGCUACGACGUCAUAAAAAUCAUCAUCAUCAAAUUCCCUAUUUAAAAAAAAAUCAUUCUUAGUAGAGAAAUGAACAAUAGUGAUAUUAAAAGCGCAUGAUCCACAUACGUUAUCAGUUUCAGUGUAUGAUAUUAGCAUGAUUAGUACGAUAGUGCGGCAGUGUAUCGCCAUGACGAAAUCAUUAAAUAGUUAAACUGUUAACGUUAGUCGGUUUGAGAAUGAGAGAAAGUGGUGUUUCUAUGUUGUGAUAAACCACUGAAGUCCACUUUAAAGACAUUCUCACGUUCUGAUUGGUCAGAAGGUGUUGAUUCAUUUUCUAUAACAGCAAGUCUGACAGUUGCGCAAGUUUAUAUUAAUGCGCUCGUUCAAAUGUGUAAUCGUUUCUAUAGCAACAGCUCAUUCACAGGGAAUUGUACAGUGGGUUUUCUGUAAGUAGAUGUUUAUGUACCAUUUAUGGAAGGAGUCUCCAGUGUCAGCGCUUUGUAACAGAGGUGAAGCUGUAGGUUUUCUGAAGUUUUUCUUCAGGACAGAGGAGUUUACGCUUCUUUGCAGUUUCUCGGUAACAUGCGUAACAAGCUGCAUUUUUUUUUUUUUGUUAUUAACUUCAAGAGUGAGAAAAAAGCAAGGCUGGUGAGAGAACGAGUGUUUAUAGCUGCUAUAACGUAAGUGAGAAAAGGAACUAAGUUGUUUUGCAGACAUUAAAUGUAACUCUAAAGGGAUAAAACGUAUGACGUUGUUCUUUAAGAAAUUGGGAAAGUGCUAUGGUGGGAGAGGAAUGAAAUACUUCGAGACAUGCUGUUAUAGGAAAAGAAUGAGCUUUUGGGUGAUGACAGUAACUUUUAUUCCUAACGGGAUGCGACGUGUCGGGAGAUAGAGCAGGAGAUAGAACAAAACUGCAGUGUGGGUUGGGAGCCGCUGCACUGCUGUACAGAACAUAAACACGCCGUGUAUAGAGCUGAUAAAGCAGAAUCACUUAGCCUGUUAGCUGUCAGCUAGCAAAAGAAACACUCUGUAAAAUAGAUCAUGAAACAACACGUUGCACAUUUAGCACAUUUUUUCCACGAUAUAAUUUAACACUUGCUUAUGAAGCUAAUGUAAUUGUAAUAUUGCGUCUUUUCAAUAUAAACAUGGCUGCUUUUUUUCUCUGUGGUGUCCACAUAACAGCUCAAUUCUGUGAAAAAAAUCCCUUCUUCAUCAUUCAGUUACACAAACUGAAUGAUGUCCACUCUGUUCUGGGGUAUAAACAAUUUGGGACACGGCAGAAAACUGCACGCUAGCUAGCCAGCUAGCCAGCUAGCAAACAACUACACAGCUUAGCGUAGACUGGUCUGAAAACGUUCAGAUCUGAUGUAAUCAAUUAAAAAUUCAGUUAUAAAUUUUUACAUAAGUACUGAAUGCUAAUAAUUGACUCCUUUAAUAUUUGAGCAAUAUUUCAUAUUAAGCAAAGCUCAACAAGCCCACAUCAUUUUUUUCUCUUCUUGUUAAAUUUAAAUUUGUCGUUGCAAACUUCAGUAAUUUUAGGGCUGUAUUUAUCAGACUGCGUCGUCCUUCGGAGGAAGCAGGAUCAAAACCAGCUUUUACGUGAUUGGCUGUUCAGAUCUCCUGCUCUCCAGUGCCAUGAAGAGGUUUACACUGCAGAAGGUUAGAAAGAUAAAUCUAAAGCAACACUGUAAGCUUGGGCUUGUUUUCAUGUUUGAGGGGUUAAAAAUGUGGGUGAACAUGAUGUAGUGUGCCAUGAAGCCCUACUGAGCAGUCACCCGAGCGUGUUCGCACAUUAAUGACGAACCGUAAUGUCUUCACACCAGUGACUGCAGGCACAUUUUAGUGAGAAACUGGAGAAAGAGCGGCUAGUUCCCCAACAUCGUUCAAUCAUACAAUGAAUUCGAUUACGUUAGUGUAGUUAUUAAUAUUACAGAUUCGAUUACGUUAGUGUAGUUAUUAAUAUUACAUGUUAAAAAUCAGCAUGGUGAUAGCAAGUUAUUCUUUUAGCUUCUCUUUAACCUUGCAUAUCGCAGAAAUAACUUUUUUUUUUUCCUUCCACGUCUAUAAUAAUGGCUGCGUUUUUCACACUUCUAAAUAAAACCCUCUGAUUCCAAAAACACAUCUGUUCAUCACUAACAAAGAUGGCAGACGAAAACUGAUCUAUAUUCCAUACUGCAGCACGUCUAAAUCUCUCUUAUAAAUGUACAGGAUUGAAAGAAACGAUCCACACUCAUCUCAUUCUGCAGGUGGACUGAAAGUAGAGUAGAAAAGGGAUUAAUGCUGCUUAGAACUCGGACAAACCCGACUUCUGGCGAAUGAGGCUACGGCCACAUUAAUCCGAAUAAAUUUGAAAACGCAUCUUUUUCUCUACGUUUUGGCCUUCAGUCCUCACUGAGACAGCGUUUUUGUCCAGCGACAACAGAGCAUUUCAAAAACACUCUCCCAAGUGGAUACAUUCGAAAACGCUGUUUUCACACUGUUGUAGUGUGGACUGAGAAAACAGAGAUAUUCAAAACCGUAUUUUUAGUCAUGUGAUGCAGUCAUGUGACCCAUUCAACUCAAAACAAACAAGAUGGCGGAUGAUGUUGUACUGCAGUUGUUGCGCCUGCUAUCCAGUUUAAUAGUGUUGUUAAAGAUUAAUGUCACUUUGUACAAGCUUCAGAUUGCAUUUUUUCAAAGGAGACAGAAUAUAAUAAAUAAAUAUGUAAAUAAAUAUGUAGGGAUGUGAGCGUUUUCAGACAUUUCAGUGUGAAUGAGCAAUUUUUGGAAAAAGUUUGAAAACGCCAGUGUAGAUGGAAAGCGUUUUAAAAACGAAAAUGCAGUUUUCAAAUCUAUUCGGAUUAAUGUGGACGUAACCUCAGAAUUCCCAGUCAGGAACUAAAUCCACCUAGCCUGAGUUCUCUCACAUAAACACACUCUAUAUAUCACAUUCUACCUGAAAGCACUUGAUUUUACUUGAUAUGUAGUUUCUGAUUUGUGAAAAAGUGUUUAACAAGUUUGUAAUUUUAGACUUGUAAUGUAAUUCCUUUAAUUUCAAUCCCAAUUUUACUAACAUGAAAGGACCAUUGCCACAGAUGUUGUGACAGAUAACUUUUCUUCACUAAUCACACAGAAAUAAUUCACAUAGACCUUCUUUAUCUGUUUAGCAAAUUCAGAGACUAGCCAAACAAAUGUGACCCUCCUCGGGACGUCCGUGUUUCUCUGAGCAGAAGCACUAGAAGGUCUUUAGACCAGAAUUUGAACAACUGGAAUUUCAACAUCAUUUGAAGUUUAAUAAGCUCAUUUGAUGAUUCGAAAUUUUUUUUAUUAUGUGUUCAUUAAUUCAAAACAUGCACAAGAACUAAUUUAUUAGUGUUUCUAAGUAACAGAAAUCAAGCCCCAUGAUUUAUCACUUGCUAGCGUGAAUGCAGGAUCAGAAGUGAGCUGUGUAUAAUAUAAUAUCCUCGACAGUUGCUAAUAAACUCAUAAUAUAACGUAAUAAUAUACAUUUAUUCAUUUUUCCGAUGCUUUUAACUACUAACGCAUACUCAGAUAGAAUCCAAUCCCUUUGCUUAAAGGGUCUAAUGACGGCUCUCUGGACUGAACUACCGCUGUCCCAACGUAACGAAGAGCGCCUGUGGCUCUCAGUGGGAACUAAAACACUCUUUGACACCUAAGACACUGGGAGAACCUCCCAAAAUAAAACCAUUCAGGUUCCAAUCUGCAGUUCUGUAGUGGUACUUCUACAUGAAGGAACACAUCGGCAGGUCUGCACGCGUAUAAAGUCCUGGAAUUUGUCUGUGGAAAUUUGAUAUUUUGCGUUUUUAUUGUUAAAUGAUGUAAAGUUGACAUUUCAAAUGAAUCAGGUGAUUUUUUUUUUUUUUUACUAUUGUUGUGACUGUUUUAUACUGUGAAUAUGAUCAAAAGUGACUGCUGAUGUUCAUAAAUAACCACUAAACAAUGUUUUGUAAAUAAAUGUAAUUGCACAUUUCA